Messenger RNA from Helianthus annuus (common sunflower), 381 nucleotides. RefSeq lists its product as uncharacterized. Bases 1 to 381 code for a protein of 126 amino acids. Gene Ontology annotation, molecular function: nucleic acid binding. The transcript has a single exon. Lineage: Eukaryota; Viridiplantae; Streptophyta; Magnoliopsida; Asterales; Asteraceae. The record is from RefSeq and is a predicted model, not a curated record.
AUGAAGGAUUGGUCCGAGAAGCUAGGCGAUGCAUUAUGGGCGUUCCGCAUUGCUUAUAAGACACCCUUAGGAACUACCCCAUUUAUGAUCGUUUAUGGAAAAGUGUGUCAACUUCCCAUCGAAUUAGAACAUCAUGUGCUUUGGGCUCUCAAAACCGUAAACCUAGAUCUAACCGAAGCCGCUAGGAGGAGAUUCUUUCAAAUUUGUGAGUUAGAGAAACUUAGUGAUGCGGCAAACGCUCGUUCAUGGAGUAUUAAAGAGAAAACAAAGGGGUUGCUUGAUAGAAGGCUUAAAGGAUGGAAGGAGUUUAAAAAGGGGGAUAAAGUGCUUCUAUACAACUCCCGGUUGAAAGUUUUUGGUGUGAAGAUGAAGUCAAAAUAG